CUGGAAGCGGACGAUCGACAGGCAUCCAAUACUGCCUCUGCAGGAAAAAGCUUGAUGGGCCCUCUCCGCAAGAUGUACAUGUAUAUUUAGCAAUGCCCCGAAGCGGGUGAUAUGGAGAUUUCAACAAUUCCUCGCCGCUCGGAAAAGUCUGCCAGAUUUGCUGUGCCGUUGCCUCGCAAAUCAAACCGAGACUCAUCAUGGUCCGCCCAUUCGCCUCGCUUCUGCUGGCUGCGGCCACCAGCGUCGCUGGUCAAUUCUUCACGACCGACAACGUGCCACCACCGGUCCCGGCUGAGAACUACCAGAUAGGCAAACUUGCCUUCCCUGUCACUUGCGGACUCUUCAACAACAUCAAGCAGACUUUCAAUGCGCAAUUCACCGCGACGGCGCCCGUGCUGGGUGGCUCUGGCCAAGCAGUCUACCUUACUGACGUGGUGGGCAACAUCUUCAUCCCGCAGUCGGUCGUUGGCCUAGGUGGCAUCGUCGGCGGCAAGCAAGCGAGCGCCGAUAUCAAGAUCUAUUUGACCGUCGAGAACGCGAGCCCUUCUCGGAUCCUGGCCUUCUCCGGCACCAUCAACAACAUUGCCUUCCCGUCCAACGGCGAGGGCGUGAUUCGGCUGCCGGCCCAGGGCACCCUGCCUCCCAUCGGCCCAAUAGUCCUCGGCACCGCGGGAAUUCCGGCGCGCAUCCACCUAGACACAGUUGACGUGCAGAUCGAGCUGCAGCACAGCGACGGCAGCAACGCAUUCGGCCCGAUCCCCGUCAGCUGCCCGAAACAGAACAUCAACUACAUCCUAGGCGCGAUCAACGUCGACUCCAGCACGGGUCCACAGCUGAGCGCUAGCAUCGGCUCGGUGCCUAAAUUCCCCACCACGCCCUCCGGCUAUGAAUCCGGCGCCUUCCGCAUUCCCUACAACUGCUCCUUCGGCGGCCUCGGCGUCUACGAGCUGGACUUGACCAUCGCCGGCACCAUCCCGACCUACAUCGCGCCGGGCAGCAGCUUCUCACUCACCAACGGCGCGUCGUUCCUGACCGUCCCGCUCGCUCUCACCCAGCUGGCCAAGAAAGCCUUCCCGCAGGCCACCACUUUCCACACCACCAUCUCAAGCUUCGUCGUACAAAUGUCCAACGCAGUGCCUUCGAAAUUCGACCCCUUCUCCAGCACGCCGCUCAUCUCGAACGUCCAAAUCCCCAACGAUCCGGCGACGCAGCUCGUCAUCCCGAUCCCGCAAAAGGGUAGCUUCACCGUAGGUCCCUUUGCGGCGGCCCAACUCCCAGCCGGCGGGCUAUUCGCUCCUGUCAGCGCUCCCCAGGUCGUUGGCCUUUCGCUCGGCACCUCCAACGCAUCCGUCGACGUCCUUGACUUCUUUGGCAAAGUCCUGCUCACGCUGCCGACCAACUGCUUCCCGGCUGAGACGAUCACGCUGGUGGGCAUUCCCAUCACUAACCAGGUCCCGGACAAUUACACGCUUGGAGGCAACAAUAACAAAUAAAGGGAUAUUUUGGAAGGGGAGGUGUAAAUGAGUGCGGUACGGCCUUGGGCGAUGGACGGGGACGCACGCGUGUUCGCUGGUGCA
Dissoconium aciculare CBS 342.82 is the source of this 1577-nucleotide messenger RNA. RefSeq lists its product as uncharacterized. The record is from RefSeq and is a predicted model, not a curated record. NCBI's taxonomy places the organism in Eukaryota, Fungi, Ascomycota, Dothideomycetes, Mycosphaerellales, Dissoconiaceae. The coding region runs from base 198 to 1493 and encodes 431 amino acids. The transcript is spliced from 2 exons.